CUUCCAAAUGACCAUGAACGGAAUUUUCAGGGAACUCUUGGACAAAUGUGUCACCAUCUACCUCGACGAUAUUCUAAUCUACAGCCGCAGUAGGGAGCAGCACUUGCAAGAUCUUGAUGCAGUCUUCACGCUGCUGCACAAGAACCGCCUCAUCACCAAAGGAUCUAAGUGUGACUUCCUUGAACAGGAGUUGGAAUUUCUGGAUCACAUCGUCUCUACCAAAGGAGUGAAAAUCGAUCCCAAGAAAAUCAAUACCAUACAGGAAUGGAAGCCGCCAAGCAACACCAAGGAGCUGCAGAGUUCUUUGGGAUUCGUCAAUUAUGUCCGCCGGUUUAUACCCAAUAUGGCUGGGUUAUCUGCCCCGCUAACUGACCGACUCAAGGAUCACGAUUGUUUUUGGUGGGGAGAAAAGCAGCAAGCUGCAUUUGACCAACUAAAGAUCGCCCUCACGUCGCCGCCCGUCCUUCGCAUCUCCGAUCCUAACCGUCCAUACGAAGUCAUCACCGACGCUAGCGACAUCGCCAUCGGUGUAGUUCUUCUACAAGAUUUCGGCGACGGAUUACAGCCAGUCGCCUACGAAUCACGUAAGGUGAAGGGCGCUGAGGAAAAAAUUACAUUACACGACAAGGAAAUGUUGGCCAUCGUCCACGCGUUCAAGACCUGGCGGUGCUACUUGACAGGCGCUGACGUCACUGGGCGAACCGACCACAAAUCCCUCCAGUACCAGCGAGCCCAGCCGAAUCUCAUCCCGCGACAAAUCCAAUGGCUCGAUUUCCUCGAGUCAAACUUCCACUACACCAUCACCUACAAGCUGGGCGCCAACAACAUUGCUGAUGCCCUGACCCCACCCACUGCCCACACAGCCGCCAUACAAUGAUUUGCCGAAGACAUCCUCGCA
Closterium sp. NIES-67 is the source of this 898-nucleotide messenger RNA. NCBI's taxonomy places the organism in Eukaryota, Viridiplantae, Streptophyta, Zygnematophyceae, Desmidiales, Closteriaceae. The record is from the annotation of a GenBank genome assembly.